AUGCGAUACGCUUCCAAAGGUCCCUAUGGGCCGGCGUCCCCUCCAACUUUGGAGAGACUUGAACAGGCUACACACGGUGAGGCUACAGCAGUUUGCACUGGACAAUACCCUGUCCCUAAGGCUGAGGCCAGGGCGGGGAAGGACGUAGUAAGUGAGACGUAA
Puccinia graminis f. sp. tritici CRL 75-36-700-3 is the source of this 162-nucleotide messenger RNA. RefSeq lists its product as uncharacterized. The transcript has 2 exons. The record is from RefSeq and is a predicted model, not a curated record. The coding region runs from base 1 to 162 and encodes 53 amino acids. Lineage: Eukaryota; Fungi; Basidiomycota; Pucciniomycetes; Pucciniales; Pucciniaceae.